CACAAGUUUUUUUUACUCCUCGCUCUUAUUUCACUCUUCACUGCAAACCCUAAUUUGAAGCAAAUUUGAAGAAACGAGGAGGGAAAGAAAGCUCGAGAACAAUGGAGGAAGGUGAGGGUGGGGAUCCAAUGGAUCACUUCCACCGUAACGAAGCUAUCUCCGCCGUUGCUGACGACGGUUUCCUGGCCGAGGAAGACGACGAUUACGAGGACCUUUACAACGAUGUCAAUGUUGGUGAAGGGUUCCUUCAAUCCUUGCGCAAGAACGAUGAUUCAGCCUUCAGAAACGACGACGUUGACGACAAGCCGCCUCCAGCUCAAGCUCAAGAUGCCGCUGUGGUUCCAGUACCUGGUGUCGGUGAGGGCGGCGGCGGCGGUGGGGUUGUGGAACCGAGGGUUUCUGGAGGAGUUGAUGGGUUUAGAGGGAAUGAGGUGGUGGGUGUCCAAGGAGGUGGCGGAGGGGGGAUUAGGGUUGAAUUAGGGCAGAAAUCUGGGAAGUUGAGUGAGAUUGAGGAGCAGAGUGGUAAUGAUGGUGUUGGAAUCCAGGGUAUUGAGCAGCAGCAGCAACCGCAUGGUGGUGGUAUUGUUGGGAGUGUGGGGAAUGAGGGUUUACUGAGACAAGGUCAAGGUGCUGGUGGAGGUGGAGGAGGAAUACUUAACAGGGCUGGUGGAAAUGGGGUUGGGAAUAGUGUGGGCGGUUUUAAUACCGGAGUAGGUGGAGGUGGAUUUGGAGGUGCUGGUGGUGGUGGCGGCGGCGGAGGAACUGUUCUAUUUGUGGGUGAUUUGCACUGGUGGACUACUGAUGCUGAACUGGAAGCUGAGCUUUGUAAGUAUGGGCAAGUGAAGGAAGUUAAGUUUUUUGAUGAGAAAGCCAGUGGGAAAUCAAAAGGGUAUUGCCAGGUUGAGUUUUAUGAACCUUCGGCUGCAGCUGCUUGUAAGGAUGGGAUGAACGAACAUGAGUUUAAUGGGAGGGCUUGUGUCGUUGCUUAUGCAUCCCCUUUUACUGUUAAGAAAAUGGGAGAGGCUCAGAUAGCUAGGAAUCAACAGGGGAACGUGAACCAAUCUGCAGUUCCCCAGGGAAGGAAGGGUCCUGCUGAGGCAGGAGCUAAGCCGGGUGGUAGUAAUGUUGGGACAGGUAAUAACUACCAAGGUGGAGAUGGCAAUAGAGGUUAUGGAAGAGGAAACUGGGGGAGAGGGAACAAUCCUGGUAUGGGGAAUAGAGGGCCUGUUAAUCAAAUGAGGAAUAGGGGUGGUAGAGGUAUAAUGGGUAAUGGUGGAAAUGGGUUUGGACAGGGUAUGGGUGCUAAUCCCCCUCUGAUGCAUCAUCAGUCUAUGAUGAAUCAGGGUUUUGAUCCUGCAUUUGGUGGUCCAAUUGGUAGAAUGGGCAACUAUGGAGGCUUUCCCGGUGCUCCGACACCUCCAUUCUCGGGUAUUAUGCCUUCAUUCCCUGGUGUUGGAGGUGUAGGUAUGCCUGGAGUAGCUCCUCAUGUUAAUCCAGCCUUUUUUGGUAGAGGUAUGCAUAUGAAUGGUAUGGGGAUGAUGCCCACAUCAGGUAUGGAUGGUCCUAAUAUGGGAAUGUGGUCAGAUCCAAAUAUGGGUGGAUGGGGUGGUGAAGAGCCUGGUGGUGGCAAGGCCGGAGAGUCAAGUUAUGGGGAAGAAGCAGCAUCUGACCAUCAGUAUGGUGAGGUGAACCACGAUAGAGCUGGUUGGACUAAUACUACGAGGGAUAAAGAUCGAGGUUCAGAAAGGGACUGGUCCGGUACUUCUGAGCGAAGGUACCGGGAUGAUAGAGAUCAAGGAUAUGAAAGAGAUGCACCUAGUGAAAAAGAUAUGGGACAUGACCAUGAAUGGUCUGGAAGAAGGCAGCGUGAUGAUAGAGAAAUGGGCCGAGAGCGAUCUCGUGACCGUGAUCGGGAACGAUCUCGAGACCGUGACCGUGAAAGGGAUCGCGAUCGAGACCGUGAGCGUGACAGGUACAGGGAAGAUAGGGGCAGGUAUGCAGAUCAUCAUAGAUACAGAGAUCGUGAAGCAGAGCCUGAUGAUGAAUUGGAGAGAGGACGGUCAUCAAGGACUCACAGCAAAUCACGGUUAUCACAUGAUGAGGAACACCAUUCUAGGCCAAGAGAUGCUGAUUAUGGGAAGAGAAGGCGGCUUACCUCUGAGUAACUUUAUAUGCUGCUUAUUAUUUCUUUGAAUACUUUCCAUGGAGGGAGGAAAGAACAGUAACUGAGGUCAGGAUUUGUUAUUGUUGUUUGAAUUCUCUGGUUGUGCUCCUCUGGUCCAGAAGUUGUUGAGCAGCUGUUUUACUUCAUUCACUUGUAAUGGUUGCUUCUUGUUUUGGAGCAUGGUUUCUUUCAUCUGUUAGAAAGCUUUUUGCAGGCCAAUUGUUUCAAGGAAGGAAGCUGUUCAUUCAAACUCUGGGUUGCACUGGGGAAUGAGAGCCUACAACAUUGGAGAUUCAAGUCAUGACAAUCCUUUUCUUUCAUUGAGAUGUGGAACUUUAGCUAUGCAGUUAUUAGCUCUUGAUUUUCAUUUAUGUUUUAUUUAUUAGCACUGUGACUAAACCAAUGAUGUUGAUGUAAUGGGUUUUACAUGCUGAAGUCUGAAAUGUGGCAGACUAUUUAGAACUUGUUGUUUGAAUGUACUAGGAUUUAGCAGAGGAUGUUGAUGAUGUGCCCCUUUCUGAUUGGCUUCGUGUUGUAUCAUUUUUACCCACUUUUUUC
Lotus japonicus is the source of this 2722-nucleotide messenger RNA. RefSeq lists its product as uncharacterized. Gene Ontology annotation, molecular function: mRNA binding. Bases 102 to 2165 code for a protein of 687 amino acids. Gene Ontology annotation, cellular component: mRNA cleavage and polyadenylation specificity factor complex. Lineage: Eukaryota; Viridiplantae; Streptophyta; Magnoliopsida; Fabales; Fabaceae. Gene Ontology annotation, biological process: mRNA alternative polyadenylation. The record is from RefSeq and is a predicted model, not a curated record. The transcript has 2 exons.